AUGUUGACAGAACUUGUGCUCGCAACUUCGCUUUCAGAUUCAAACAUACAAGUUUGGGAUUUCAGAACCGGAACUUUGUUAACUUCUUUCAAACAAAAUAAAUGUUAUCAGCAUGGCUUGGCUUUAAUUCCAUUUCCAGGACAACCUAAUAGAGUUGGUUUAGUUAUAGCCGCACAAACUGAUAAAGCUUUAUUACAUGUAUAUUCGUGGCAAAAGGAUCAGCCUUAUCUCAAAUUUAUAUGUCCUGAGAAAUUAGUUUCGGUGACUAUUUCAAAUCAAGGCGCGUAUUGUGCUUGUGGUACCGAUAAUGGAAAAAUUUACAUUUGGGAGCUUUCAACCGGAAUAUUAUGUCGUGUAUAUGAUGCUCAUUAUAAAAAAAUUAGUGUCCUCAAAUUUACAAAUGACGAUACUGCAUUGAUAUCAGGCAGUGAAGAUUCUGGAGUAAAUGUCUGUAUUUUAAAUGAUUUAACAGAUGAAUCUCCAUCUCCAUUUUAUUCAUGGUCAGAACAUUCAUUACCAAUAACUGAUAUAAUAUGUGGGAUUGGUAGCUUUCGUACAGCGAGAGUAUUGACUUCGUCGUUGGACCAUACUUGUAAACUAUGGGACCUGUCGUCCGGACAUCUUCUAACAACCUUCCUAUUUCCCACCGCUAUAACUGCUAUUGCGCUUGACCCUGCUGAAAGAAUGUUUUUUGCUGGUGGUAGGGAUAAUCUUAUUUAUCAGGUAAAUCUGUACCGAAAAUUUGAGAAUAGAACUUAUAAUGCAAGUGGACAGCUUGGAUUUGAGAUAUCAGCAGUAGGAGUUGGUGUUGUUGAAGAUGUUGUAUCUGAACGUGAUGAUAAGAGAAACCUAAUAUUUAGAGGACAUAGCAUGUCAAUUACGACCCUUUCACUUUCAUAUGAUACUACGCUUCUCCUAUCAGGCUCUGAAGAUGAAACAGUGAAAGUAUGGGAUAUUGCCAGUGGACAAAUGAUUAAAAAUUUUACACAUCUCAAAGGUCCAAUCGCAAACAUACAAACUUUUAUAAAGCCACCUGAUUUUUUCAAUUUCGGUUUGUCACCGACUAAAAUUAUGAUACAACCAAUACCGCCUUUUAAGAGAACGCAAGGGAAAUCGAUCAAAGAAGAUUCUGAAAUUGAAGAAUCUGUAAUAAUGGUUUUAAAUGAUAAUAAAAAGGAAAUUGAUUUAUAUAAUUACAAUUACAUCAAUCAAG
Molecule: messenger RNA, 1213 nt
Organism: Racocetra persica
Lineage: Eukaryota; Fungi; Glomeromycota; Glomeromycetes; Diversisporales; Gigasporaceae
Source: the annotation of a GenBank genome assembly